Cannabis sativa is the source of this 2963-nucleotide messenger RNA. RefSeq names its product subtilisin-like protease SBT5.4. Gene Ontology annotation, biological process: proteolysis. The transcript is spliced from 9 exons. The record is from RefSeq and is a predicted model, not a curated record. Gene Ontology annotation, molecular function: serine-type endopeptidase activity. NCBI's taxonomy places the organism in Eukaryota, Viridiplantae, Streptophyta, Magnoliopsida, Rosales, Cannabaceae. Bases 59 to 2395 code for a protein of 778 amino acids.
AAAAAAAAAACAGAGGAUUGAAACAGAGGAAAACAGAGAAGAGAUAAUCCAAACCUCAAUGAAAGCCAUGGCACUUUCUUCAUCUCUUCUCUCAUUUCUUCUUCUCUUUUCUCUGUUUCAAUUCUCGACCGAAGCCAUCAAACAAUCUUACAUUGUCUAUUUGGGAACACAUUCUCAUGGCCCGAACCCUACGACACUUGAUCUCGAUAGCGCUACUAAUUCGCAUUAUAGUUUGCUCGGAACAUACUUAGGAAGCGAGGAGAAGGCGAAAGACGCGAUGUUUUACUCGUAUAAUCGAUAUAUUAAUGGCUUUGCUGCAAUCAUGGAUGAGGCAGAAGCUUCUGCUAUUGCAAAGCAUCCGAAUGUAGUAUCGGUUUUCUUGAACAAAGCUAAGCAUUUGCAUACCACUCAUUCAUGGGAUUUUCUUAGAUUGGAAAGAAACGGUGUCGUUUCUAAGGAUUCCCUUUGGACGAAAGCUCGGUUCGGGGAAGAUACCAUUAUUGGUAACCUUGACACUGGUGCUUGGCCUGAAUCAAAGAGCUUUAGUGAUGAAGGGUUUGGUCCUGUUCCAUCAAGAUGGCGAGGAUUUUGCCAGCGCGGUCCCAAUGAUGGUUUUCGGUGCAACAGGAAGCUUAUAGGAGCAAGGUACUUUAACAAAGGCUACACUUCCUAUCUUAAGACACAAAACACAACCUUUUCCCCGAAACAAAACGCCACUCUAUUCACUCCCCGAGACCACGAUGGACAUGGCAGCCACACCCUUUCAACUGCAGGCGGUAAUUUUGUUGAAAGAGCAAGUGUUUUCGGUAAUGGUAAUGGCACUGCAAAGGGUGGUUCCCCGAAAGCUCGGGUGGCUGCAUACAAGGUGUGUUGGACACCAAUUGAUGGCAAUGAGUGCUUUGAUUCGGACAUUAUGGCUGCUUUUGAGGCUGCAAUUGCUGAUGGUGUUGAUGUUCUUUCUGUCUCACUUGGCGGUGGCACAACCGAGUUUUUUCAAGAUGGUCUCGCCAUUGGCUCUUUCCACGCUGCCAAGAAUGGUAUCACGGUUGUUACCUCAGCUGGAAACUCAGGCCCUCUUCCUGGCUCGGUUUCAAAUGUUGCUCCAUGGAUGAUAACUGUUGGCGCAAGCACAAUUGACCGAGAAUUUAGCGCGGUUGUUGCUCUAGGCAACAAACGACACAUCAAGGGCGAAAGCCUUAGCGCAAUUGCUUUGCCAGCUCGAAAAUUCUACCCCUUGAUAAGUGGUUCAGGUGCUAAAUUGGCGAACGCGUUGUCUGCUGACGCGCUGUUAUGUAAGCCUAAGACUCUUGACCCUUCAAAGGUGAAGGGCAAGAUCUUGGUAUGUGUUCGGGGUGACACUGCUAGAAUCGAAAAGGGUGAGGAGGCUGUUCUUGCUGGCGCGGUUGGGAUGAUUUUGGCUAAUGAUGAAAGCAGUGGAAAUGAAAUCAUUGCUGAUCCACAUUUUCUCCCUGCUUCUCAUAUCACUUACUCAGAUGGAAAUUUGGUACUAAACUACAUCAACUCUACCGAAAAUCCCUAUGCAUAUCUUACUCAAGCAAGGACUGUUCUUAACACAAAACCCGCCCCAACCAUGGCUGCAUUCUCAUCUAGAGGGCCAAAUCUCGUUGAGCCAUCUCUCCUCAAGCCUGAUAUUACAGCUCCUGGAGUGAAUAUCAUUGCUGCAUUCACAGAAUCAACUGCUCCAACCGAGGUUGAAAUAGAUCAUCGUCGAGUUCCAUUCAACGUCGAGUCAGGAACUUCGAUGUCAUGCCCUCAUGUCGCCGGUGUUGUUGGUCUUCUCAAAACCCUUCAUCCAGAUUGGAGUUCAGCUGCUAUUAGAUCUGCCAUUAUGACUUCUGCAAGGACUAGGGAUAAUUCUAACCAACCAAUGUUGGAUUCAACCUUGGAAAAGGCAACACCAUUUGCUUACGGUGCGGGCCAUAUCCAUCCAAACCGAGCUAUGAACCCUGGACUUGUCUAUGACCUAAACACCGACGAUUACUUAAACUUCUUAUGCGCUCGUGGCUACAACGAAUCGGUGCUUAGAGUUUUCUCCCAUAAUCCAUACAAAUGUCCCAAGUCUACAAGUUUGUUAAACUUCAACUACCCUUCAAUUACGGUUGCUAGGGUUGGAUCUCGCUCGGUGAUUGUUACUAGAAGAGUUAAGAAUGUUGGCACCCCGGGAACAUACAAGGCGUUUUUGAGAGUGCCAGCUGGCUUUUCGGCUUAUGUGAAGCCCAAAGUGUUGAAAUUUAGUAAAGUUGGUGAAGAGAAGUCAUUUGAGAUUGUUUUGAAGGCUAAGGUUAUUGGAAAACCUAAGGAUUAUGUGUUUGGAGAGUUGAAAUGGUCUGAUGGGAAACAUAAUGUGAGGAGUCCUAUAGUGGUUAAAUACUAACAAUGGAAUGAAAAAUUGUGUUAAGACAACUAUAAAAAAGAAAUAGUUGGAUUUGAAUAGAUGAUUGUGUAAAUUUGAUUAGUUUAUAAUAUGGUCUUUGUCCUUAAAUUAUGUAACACAAUGAUCCUAAUUUUAUGUUCCAUUUUGGACCAAAAAAAAAUUAAGAUUGUUUGAUGGUGGAAAUUUCUUGCAUUAAUAAAACUUCCAUGAAUGAAAUGAAAAUGCCUUUUUUUUUAUUAUUUAUAUUUAAGAUAUCAUAUAUAUAUUUAUAAUUUUCUAAAAUUAUUUUCAAAAGGUCCCAAAUUAAGCUAUUCCAAAUGUGGUAUGAAUUGAAAUAAAAGUGAGAAUGAGAAUAAAUAUUGUAAUGAGAAUUAGCUUCUAUUUUAAACAAGAAACAAUUGUUAUUAAAUUUAUUCUUCUCUUUUUAUUGCAGAUAUUAUUGUAAAACAAAUACAAAAACAAGUGAUUAUCUUUGUCCCCUUGUGCCACUUUAAUUAGCCCAUAAAUUAUGAAUAAUAGCUUAUGAAAAAUAUUAACCUUUAAAUAUUGCACCAUGUGUUACAAAUUA